Messenger RNA from Triticum turgidum subsp. durum (durum wheat), 1596 nucleotides. The record is from the annotation of a GenBank genome assembly. Lineage: Eukaryota; Viridiplantae; Streptophyta; Magnoliopsida; Poales; Poaceae.
AUGGCCGCCUACUGCCCGCUGCCGGCGAUGGCGCCGGACCUGCCGGUCUGGACCCACGCCGCGCCGGCGACCCCCGAGCCCCAAACCCUACCCAUCUUCAUGUACCCGCCCCCGCCGCCCCCGCUCCCCGCGGGCCGCCGCCUCCUCCCCUGGCCGGUCGCGCACCGGCCGCCUCCCGACUUCUUCUUCGAGAUGGACUACCGCCGGACCCACUCCCUCGUCCAGUUCUUGACGGACGAGGGGGCCAUCCCGACGCCCGAGGAGGAGGAGACGAGGGAGCAGGUCAUCCGCGAGCUCAAGAAGAUUGUGACGGAUUGGGCCAAGACGGUUGCCUGUGAGGAGAGGGUUCCCCCAAGGCGGGUGACGGCUACGGUCCUCACCUAUGGUUCUUACACGUUAGGGGCUCACGGACCUGAAUCUGACAUCGAUGCGCUAUGUGUUGGUCCCUGUAUCGCAAACUUGCCGCAGCACUUUUUUGUUGUUCUGCGACAAAUUCUCAAGUGCAGGCCGGAAGUAUCAGGACUGCAGACUGUGGAAAAUGCCAAGGUUCCAUUGAUGCGAUUUAGAUUCAGCGGGAUUUCUGUUGAUCUGACAUACGCCCAGCUCCCAGUCCUUGAUGCAGUUCAGGCUAUAAAUACAUCUAGUCCUCAGUAUCUUCGGAGACUUGAUUCACGGAGUUGGAAGAGUUUGUCUGGAGUUCGUGUUAAUGAGCAGAUUGUGCAGCUAGUGCCGAAUCAAGAGAAAUUCCAAGUUCUGUUGCGAUGCAUAAAACUAUGGGCUAGGAGGCGUGGACUUCAUUGCCAUUUGCUUGGUUUCUUUGCUGGGAUUCAUUUGGCGAUUCUUGCAGCAUAUGUUUGUCAGAAAUUUCCAAAUGCCACUGCCAAUGGUCUGUUCACCAUGUUCUUUGAGAUAUUUGCUCACUGGCCUUGGCAUAUUCCAGUAGAUCUGCAUGGUCAGCAAACUAACUGCACGCGUUCAGAUGGGUGUUUAAUGCCCAUAGUGAUGCCUUGUUCUCCACCGGAGCUCUGUGCGUCUAAUAUGACAGAAGGUACCUUCAGGAAGAUCAGAGAGGAGCUUAUGCGUGGUUAUGUUUUGACCAAGGACCUAGGGAGCCAUGAUUUUGAGUGGGCAUGGAUUUUUGAACCCUUCCCAUAUUCGACAACAUAUGAACAAUUUCUUUGCAUUGCUCUAUGUGCUCCAACUUCUGAAGAACUGCAUGAUUGGGCUGGAUGGGUUAAAUCCCGCUUCCCUUACCUUAUUCUCAAGCUGGAAGAUAACGGCAUUGAGUGUGACCCCAAUUCAUCACAGGAAGUUGAUCAUACAGUGAUCAAACCCAACAUUGUAUAUCACUGGGGCCUCAUCCCUCAAUCAGAUACUCUUCUUGAUCCUAUCUCUCUGAAGGAAGAUUUCAUGAAAUAUGUCAUCAAUGAUGUCUAUGGAAAGGUGAAAUGUACAGACUCGGAGCUGACGUUGUCCCUCGUUGGCGCAUCAGAGCUGCCAAAAAGCAUGUACAAUGACUCAUUUUACUCUCGGCACCUGCACCAGUAUGGGGUGGCCUACCAGGCAGCAGCUGACUGUUGGAGUACAAUUGGCUAG